Molecule: messenger RNA, 1716 nt
Organism: Mollisia scopiformis
Lineage: Eukaryota; Fungi; Ascomycota; Leotiomycetes; Helotiales; Mollisiaceae
Exons: 4
Coding region: 1-1716 (571 amino acids)
Source: RefSeq, a predicted model, not a curated record
AUGAGUUUCUCGUGCUCUGAAUCCUGCGGCUUCGACUUCUGCUGUUUUCCUCGGGCCCGAAGAGGGAGGCGAAGAGGAUAUAGAGCACGACAUAUCUACGAAGAAUACGAGCUCAGCCCGACACCAUCGUACGACUCGUGUCCAUACUCACACCGCCGAUCAUACUUUAAUCCAUACAACCUCUUUCGUCGUCGUCCUCAGAUUGUUCUCCCUCCGAAUCCAUUUCUUCUCGCCUCACCUGCGCUUGAAGUGCUGCCAGAUAUUAUACACGAUAUAGCUGGUCUAGAUGUAUUUCGCCUAUAUCGACUUGGCUACUAUCUAGACGGUAACGUCUUUCGUCGGAAUCGCCAAGCUCUCGAGCCCCAAAUCAUCUGCGCUCCUCCAAUCUUCCCCCCAAGAGCCCUUUUCAGACAUACGAUUGCAAACCGAGUACUGCUUCCUCCACCGCCACCUCUCAAGCUCUUCCCCGAAUUACAGCUUCCUGAUCCGGUUCUGCUGAACCCGCUCCCGAAACUCCUUCGCGAGACCUCGAUCGAACACCAACAUCGUCACUAUUCACCUAAGCUACUGGCUCCUGUCGUCAACGAGAUCAAUCAGAUCAAUCUCGUCUCCAAGCCUCCUCUCUUUAACCCAGUCCCUGUUCCAACUCCGAUUGUCCAGCCUCCUGCUGUCGUUAAAGUCUCAGUCCCCAUCCCAGCUGAAGUUGUCCAACAUCCUGUCGUCGUCAAGGUUCCCGUCCCUAUCCCAAUUCCUGUCCCGAUUCCUGUUCCAGUCCCAGUCCCUGUUGCCGGUCCAGUUAAUCAGAUCAUCAAUCAGAUUAAAUCCACAAACAUCUUCUUGAUUGUCUGUGUCCGCCCAGUCCGACCACGCCGCGGAAUACGACCCCUUCUCACGGAUCCAAAUCAAGCAACCAACAUCGAUCCACUAGCCACUGACGAGAUGGUCGGCAUCGGCGGACGUUUAAUGCGGGAUGAGGAACUGGAGGAUAUCCUCGCGAAUACCAUCAGUAAUUGUUUUGGCUCGGACUGGUUCUCUCGGAAUACCAAUACCAGACUUGGGCCCUUGAGAUCGUUGGCCGGGUAUACCAGCUCGGAAAGAGGGUUACAAGAGGGGAUGAUUACGGAUAUGAUUAGGAAGCAUAACCUCGCAGUCCAACUCGCAAACAACAUGGUCAGCAUAAACUCCAUGGUCUCCCAAAUCCACCCCAAAGUCAUCGACUCUGGCCCCGACGCCGGCCGCUUCCCGAGAGAUUUCGAACUCCCCCAAAAAAUCGAAUGGUUCGGCAGACUCAACGACACAACCCUAGACUCCAUCCUAACCGCCUACGACAUCACGCCCCGCAGUCUCUCAGAAACCCUCACAAAUCCCCUGCGCGGUCUUUCCUGGUACGAGAAUGGGCUUCUGGAGAUGAAUCGUGUGAGAGAUGAGUUGUUUGAGAUUAAGUUGUUGUUCUUGUUUGAGUUUCUGGGCGUAGAUUUUUCGGAGUUGGCGAGAGAUGGUGAUCGAUCGGGAUUGGGGUUGAGUGGGAGAUUUGACGAUGGUGGAUUGCUUGGGAGGAGGAAUGGGAGGUUAGGCGGUGGGAGGUUGUUGGGGAUGGGUGGUGAUGGGAGGUGGGGUAUAAGCGAGCUGCAGACCGGUAUUGCGAUCUUGUACCGCACGUUCGAGGACGCUUCAGCGCAGCGAGACAGCAAUAGUAGUCUUCAGGACGAAAAAUAA